Aureobasidium pullulans EXF-150 is the source of this 2150-nucleotide messenger RNA. RefSeq names its product tannase and feruloyl esterase. The coding region runs from base 380 to 2008 and encodes 542 amino acids. The record is from RefSeq and is a predicted model, not a curated record. The transcript is spliced from 2 exons. NCBI's taxonomy places the organism in Eukaryota, Fungi, Ascomycota, Dothideomycetes, Dothideales, Saccotheciaceae.
ACAGCAACCAGGAUAUUGACAAUUUGCGAGUGAGGAGUUCAGGCUGGAACCAACGAGUUUAUACAAAGUAUCGCCGCGACACUGACAUCUCGUUCUUCCCGUGCUCAACUGCCGUGUUGUCCUUUCUCCUGCUGAUCCACCCCGCGUCUUGACUCCAACCUCUCCCCAGUUUUCCAGAAUAGGCUUGCCGCUUCCUUGAUCUGCAUCUCAUCCAUCAUGGGCCACUCAAACAGAGACCACAUUUAGCGAGCGCAGUGUGCAGAAGAACGAAGUCUAGCGAAGGCGGUAUGCGGUUGAGACGUAACCGUUUACCGAGGGCGAUAUGAUGGUCUACCCGGUAUGGUUUGGACUACUAUAAGUGCAGUGUCCACCAUCAAUUAUGCACCUAUCAAGCACAGUCUUUAGUUCGCAAACAAGGACCACCAUGCUGUCUCAGACUCUCGGGCUCGCUGUCCUCGCCCUGCCUCUACUCGCCGAAGCGAAAGACUGCUCUCAAGCAGCCUUCCAAAAGAUCAUUCCUUCCAAUUCCACCUUCAACUAUGUUACAAAAGUGGCAGCGGGCGGAACAUUCACAGAUGCGUACGCCAAUGCCAAUGCUACAGGUCUGCCUGAAGGAUGCGCUGUGAGCGUUCGCGUACCCACGCCUGGCAACUCGUCCUACAACAUGGCGAUAUACCUGCCCAACAAGUGGAACUCACGCAUCAUGACGACCGGAAAUGGUGGUUAUGCUGGCUUUACCAAUUGGCAGGAUCUUGGAAUCUACUCUCAGUAUGGGUUCGCAGCUUUGACUACCGACACCGGUCACGACAAUGCGAACCCGCUGGACUCGACCUUUGCUCUCAACAAAGGAUCACUCGAGAAUUGGGGAUGGCGAGCCAUGCACGGUUCGGUCCUCGUCGGCAAAGCGCUGUCUGCCGCAUACUACGGAGAAAACCACAAGUACUCUUACUACUCGGGAUGCUCAACUGGAGGCCGACAGGGAUUGAAAGAGAUGCAAGUAUCUCCUGAAGCAUUCGACGGCCUCUUCGUUGGUGCUCCAGCAUGGUGGAUUCCUCACCUGGGCAUCUACACCAGUCAGGCAACCCUUGGCAACCUGCCUCAGAACUCCUCUCACCACAUCUCGGCUUCUUUGGCUACUGUGAUCAACGACGAGAUUCUCAAGCAGUGCGAUCCUCAAGAUGGUGUGACAGACAAGGUUAUCAUGAACCCUGAGGGAUGUGUGUUCAACCCAUUGACUCUGCUCUGUGAGAGUUCUUCGAACACUUCUGCCUGCAUCACGCGUCCUCAGCUAGACACUCUUUACAAGGCACUGCACGACUGGACCUACUUUGACGGCACAUUGAUCUUUCCUGCACCUUCGCUCGGUACGCCUCUGACCGCAUACAUUGGUGACAGUCCUCUACCGAAUCCCAUGGGAACCGGAAUGAUCCAGCAUCUUCUACUGAACACAACCGAGCCUUACGACUGGAGUACCUUCAACGAGAGUGUGGUUCGUCUCUCCGAAGCUAUUGAUCCCGGAAACGCGUCUCCAGAUGACUAUGACUUAUCGACCUUCCAGAAGAGAGGCGGUAAAGUCAUCCACUGGCACGGAACCUCCGAUCCUAUCAUUCCUUACAGAUCUAGCACCUACUUCUACAGCCAAGUAGCCUCAUCGGUCGCUCCCCACGGUAUUGAGAUGGACGACUUCUACCGAUUCUUCCCUAUUGCCGGUAUGAGCCAUUGCUCCGGAAGUCAGUACUCUCCCUGGUAUAUCGGAGGUGCCAGUCAGCCUUUGACUAAUGUCAGCCAUGGCGUUCCGGGCUUCGAUGACUCGCAGCACAACGGUCUCCUUGCAUUGAUGCGCUGGGUCGAAAAUGGCACAGCUCCCGAGAGGUUAAUUGCUACUAAGUACAACGACGACAACCCAGCGAAGGGAGUGUACAGUCAAAGACUUCUUUGCCCUUUCCCUAAACAACCUGUUUACACUCAUGGAAAGAUUGACUCCGCAAGUAGCUGGAAAUGUGUGUAGUCAGGGCGAUAAACACAGCUGAAGCCGAGAUGAAUCAAAUUUUCUGCUCAAUCGUUUUCAACAUGUUUCAAAGAUGUCAAAGUGCUCAUUAACGCUAGAAGUCGUGAGUCAUGUCUACAUGCGUCGAUUAUCAAAAGCCGAG